Sphaerodactylus townsendi is the source of this 6226-nucleotide messenger RNA. Its product is annotated as zinc finger protein 845-like. Gene Ontology annotation, molecular function: RNA polymerase II cis-regulatory region sequence-specific DNA binding; DNA-binding transcription factor activity, RNA polymerase II-specific. The record is from RefSeq and is a predicted model, not a curated record. NCBI's taxonomy places the organism in Eukaryota, Metazoa, Chordata, Lepidosauria, Squamata, Sphaerodactylidae. Gene Ontology annotation, biological process: regulation of transcription by RNA polymerase II.
AUUCAAGAAAGGCAUCAUAUAAAUGAAGUUAAUAAAGCUAUCACUUUAAGUAAGGCAAUUUGAACCAUAUUCACACUUGGAUGGGGAGAGUUUUUUUUUGUAAUCAUGCUUACAUUCAUUUCUAUUCUAAUUUGCCUUUCUGUUUUAUGCAGGAAACAUCCUUGCUUUUAGGAAAUCCCUCCCCUGGGGGGGGGGAUACUUUUGGAAGGACGGAUUUAAGAUUUCCAACAUCCUUUGAAAUAUAACUGUAGGAUCAGCCGAUUGAAAUAAAUUCUUACUGUCAAAAGCCAGCACUUAGCUGGAGUUUCUGGUUCCAGACAAAGCAGGUGAUCCUAAAAUGAAGACGGACAUGGAAAAGAGUUUGGAAGCCUCAGGGAAGAUCCCACGCAUCGUCCAGGUGAUGUACUUCAAAGACGUCCCAAGGUCAUCUGCAAACCAGCAGCCGGAGCAGAGCUUGCCCCAAGUGUGGGAAGCCCAGUGGCAACAGUUUCUCAACACUGUGCAGCACUCUCACGCGGGGUGGGGCAACCCACAACUGUCUGAAGUGGUGCCGUGGGAUGAUACCCAAGCUUUCCUGGCUGCCUUCGAACAAGUGGCCGAAGCUUGCCGGUGGCCUAGAGAAGAAUGGGUUGGCCACCUCAUGCCGGCACUCAGGGGAGGAAUGGAGCAAGUCUAUUGCCGGCUGGAUCCCAGGGAGAGGGGAGACUACGGAAAGGUGAAGGCCGCUCUCCUGCGUGGUGAUGCCAUGCGGUCGGAAUCCAAGCGGCAGCACUUCCGGCAGUGCAAUUACCAAGAGUUAGAAGGGCCUCGUAGGAUUUACGGUCGACUCCAGGAUCUCUGCCGUCAGUGGCUGAAGCCAGAUCACCACAGCAAGGAGCAGAUCAUGGAGCUAAUUAUCCAGGAGCAGCUGUUAGCCAUGUUGCCUCCAGAAGUCCAGAACUGGGUGCGAGAGUGCGCGCCAAAAGACUGCAUUGAGUUGGUGGCGCUGGCAGAGGACUUUCUGAUGGGCCGUCAUGCAGCCCAGAUGUGGAAAUGGCCGGUGUCUUUGCAGCAGAUUACUGUAAAUUCCCUGGAGGCAGAAGGGCCUCUGGCAGAGGCCGCUGCAAGACAGCACUACACAGGGAUUUGUCAAAACCGCGAAGCUAAUGAAAGAAUGUCCACAAGGAAUGCUGGUUUCAUGAUUCCUCCUGACAGACAUGAAAUGCCGGGAGUUAGUCGGUCUGAGGGUCGUGCGAAUUUGAAGGAUAGGAGUGGGGCUUUGGAGAGGAACGACUGGGCCAUGGUGAGCCCUGAUCAGAAGCCCUUGCACUGGGAGGUGGCCCAAGGGAACUGUGGGAACUGCAACAGUUCAGAAGAACUCUUGGUUCCCACGCCAGACCUCCUGUCUCAGCCUAACCAAGAAGGAGGUGUCUUCUAUAUUACUGAGACAGGGCAAACUGUUACAACUUUUCUUCCAGAGAGCAGACCUCUGGGCGAGAUCAAAGUAGAAAAUUACGAGGAUGCGUACUCGGAGGCGGAAGACUCGUAUGAGGCGUUAACAGAAGACUCCUCGGAGAUUGUUCCAUCAAGCCCCAAGGUGGGUGAAGAGAGUCCCAGGAGGAAGCUGCGCCCAAGAGAGCCUCAAGAGGGGAAGCAGGCGAAAUCUGUACCGCAAGGACCCUCUAAGAAGCUUCGCAAGAAAGGAGGCGCACUGGCCACAUCCAAAAAGCAGAAGGAGAGAAAACACAAGUGUGCGGUGUGUGGCCAUUGCACAUAUUACUUGUCAGACCUGCUGAGGCACAUGAAUACCCACAGUGGGAAAAGGCCCUUCCGGUGCUCAGACUGCGGGACGACUUUCUCGAAGCUCACCUCUUUCGAGGCUCACCAGAAGAUCCACGUGCCCGCCAGCAGGCUCAGACCUUUGAGGAAAGCCUUAAACUGUCCAGGAAAAGGGAGCAAGGCCAGUAGUGCUGUAAGUGAGAAGAGGACGACCACGUCAUCCACCCCUGCGAAGAGUCUGGACAUCCAUGCAGGAGGAGGACCUCACACGUGCCAUGAUUGCUCCAAAUCCUUCAUUUGGGUGUCAAGCCUCUUUCGGCACUGGAGGCAGGGUGACUGCCAAAGGAACCAAACGAGGCAGGUCAAGCGUAAAGCUGUUGAAGAGAUCAAACCGCAUUCUCGUCGGGAAAGGCCUGCAUCAAAAUGCAGGCUUGUCUCUUUAUUAGAAAAAUCCCCAGAAAUCCGUUCACAGACGGCCUUUGCCUCCUCCCGGCUGCGUCCAAGGAAACCUCAAGAGGUCAUCCCAGAGCCAUCGGAGGCAAAAUGUUCAGAGGUUCAAGACAGAAGGAAGUACGAGUGCCUAGAAUGCGGGCGAAGAUAUACCAAGAUAGCAGUCCUCGAUCAGCACAUGAGGAUCCAUACAGGCGAGAAACCCUUUGCGUGCCCGAAAUGUGACAGGACUUUCAGAUGGUCAUCGAACUUCCGAGCGCACCGGCGAAAAUGUUGCACAAAGAGACCUGCUCCCCAAACCCCUCUUGCAGAAAAUCAGGCAACGAACACAGAUGAUGAGCAGCCGUGUAAAGUGAAGCAGGAAGAGAUCAAAUCGGAAGAUGAAUUUGGGAUGUGGGUUAACAGACUUCUCCGGUAGCUUUCGUGUCCUCCCGGCGCCGAGGCUUUGUCGGAGCAGCCUAAUGAUCUUCAAGAUGGGGGACUGGAGGAGUCUGACCCACCUGGCAGGGAGACCUCUUCCACGACAAGACCAGAGGGCUAUUCAAAAAGGAAGAAAUACCCAUGCCUGGAAUGCGGACUCAAGUUCGAAACGUUAUCGGACAUGUUUGACCACAACAGCGUCCACACUGGAGAGAAACUCUACGAAUGCCACGAUUGUGGGGAAACGUUCCGAUGGGCUUUGAAGCUUUCUGAGCACCAGAAAACUCACAAGGGCGGCCAAAAGGAGCCCGCUGCUAGCCCCAUUCUGGCAGAAUGUGAUGUAAUAUUGGAAGAUGAAGAAGAGUUGAUCCACACCGUCGAGAGGAGUUUUAAGAAGGAAGGAACCAACUCAAGUACCUUGCUGAGGACAUUGUCAGAAGAUGCUGCCUCUGGGAACACGGAGUAUUUCAAGGCCAGGGCUGCCACAAAGCUGCACCCAAGGCUGCGUGGGAGGGGGCGGCAGGGCAUAUCUGCUCAGUAUCUGAAAACAGCUGCGGUUGCAAAGAAAAGCGUGUUCAGCCAAAAAGAAAGAAAACAAAAGUGCGUAACGUGAGCGGGCACAGAACCUUUUACUUUGUCUUUCGAUUUAUCUCGGCACAUCAUUACGAGCAAGCACACAAAGGACCAUCCCUUCAAGUGUCUUGAGUGUGGCAAAGCCUACACACAAAAGUCAGCCCUCAUUUUUCACCAGAGAAGUCACUUGUCUGUCACUGGUUCCAGCAGUAGGAAAAGCCUUGUGAAGAGAGGUCCCAGAAGCAGGAAGAGAAUACACAAAUUAGCAGGCCUUGUUAAGCCAGCCCAAAGCCUCCCAGACGAGAAACCCUUCAAAUGCAACGAGUGUGGCCUGGGCUUUAGAUGGGGCUCAAACCUCUCCAGGCACCGGAAAAUACACUAUCGAGAUAGAAAAAACUCGCUUGCAGGGAAUCAAAGGAUGCAUGCAGGCCACAGUAAGCCAAACAAGGUGGUGCUAGAGAAUUCUUCACAGGUAAAAGCCACUCUAAAGAGAACGGGUGGUACAUCAAUGGAAAUAACCCGAGGGGUUGCUUCUGUGACGGUCGUGAUGAACGACGGAGGGUGGAAGUCCAAGAACCAUCCCAAUAAGCAACUGGCGGAGGGUAACCUAGUGGUGAAGGAAGCCGUACCAGCAGGAAAAUUCUUGCAUUCAAAAAGUAGGGCACCGCAUCACUACAAAUCUGGAUUUGCGACACACCAGAAGUCCCUUUCAAAAAACCUUUAUCAGUGCAGCGUGUGCAGCAAGACCUUUUCGAUAAAAAGUCAGUUCGUUGAUCACGGAAACACCCACACAGGAGCAAAACCGUACAAAUGUGAUGAAUGUGGGAAAUGCUUUGGUUGGAAGGAUAAGUGGCGCCAGCAUAUGCGGAUGCACGCCGGAGUGAAACCCUACCAGUGCCCUGAGUGCAAGAAACACUUCUUUCGGAAAGACAACUUGAUGAUCCACCUGCAGUCUCACAGCUCCUCCUAUUUGUACAAAUGCUUGCAGUGUGGCAAGAAGUUCAGCGACAGGGAUCAGCUGUUCAGACACCAGAGAGUCCAUAUGGGACAAAAACCUUACGAGUGCGAGGAAUGUGGUCAGGGUUUUAGCCGGAAAGAUAGUUGGAUUAAACACCAGCAACAGCAUGCCGGGGAGAAGUGAUAUGAGCGAGCAGAGGCCUGAGUAAAUUUACAGAGGUGUUUGCAUGUGUUGUAAUAAUGGCCUCUGUCCCGUUCACUUCUUAACUUGUGUACUUUCCCUAACUUAGGUGGGCGCUCUUGUAUUCUACAGUUAACCAGCACUUCAGUAGUGCUGCCUGCUCUGUUCUCUGGUAAACUCUUCUGCCAACAGCCCAUAAUCUCACUUGUCCCUAAAUCUUGUGAGCUAAUAGGGUUGGGGGUGUGGGUUUCCACUUGUGAGGAAUUGGAGUAUUUCUGAAGAUUCUGUACCACUUUAGCAAUGGCUCCCUUAGCAGAAGCCAAUAAUUGUUAAUUGAUAGGGAGAAAAUGAACACUGCAUUUGACAUUUACCUCAGUUUCUUCACUACCCCCUUACUGGGAGGCCGUUUGCACGUACACAUAUGGUUCCUUGUGCGUAUCCUUUAGUUCGAAUUCCAGCAUGCCCUAAGACUUUUUCCGAAUCUGGCUUCCUCUUAACAGGGUUCUUCCAUCAGGAGGAACAUUCCUUCGACACUGGAGAAUUCAUAGUUAGGGAGAAGCCCUGUUAAUGGUCAGAGUGGGGCCCUUUGUCCGAUCUCAGAAGAGAAGUUAUGGCUCAGGAAAGAUGCUUAUGGACAGCAACCCACAACAGACCAGAGGAUCCAUAUGGGAGGAAAAGCUUAGGGAUCACGAUAGGGCACUGCCACAUGGACUCUUCCCAUAGAACACAAUGCUCUCCCUGCCCCAAAUCAGGGAGAAAGCUCCGGCACACCUAGUUAACAUUGGUAUGAAUGUCUGAUCUCUUUGUGCCACUAGAUGAAAUGGCAAAAUCGGGAGUAGAAUGGUUAUGAGUAUUUCAUUGACCCCGUUUGUGUGCACUUCCAAUGAAAGAUGGUAAAACCCGGCCACGCAGCCUUCAAGUAUAUACGGCUGGAAGGUAUUCAGCAUUCAUUUUCUUUGAGAAGGGGAUUAUGGAGACAGCAGGAAACCAUUUCUCCACCCUUUCUGCAGCACUCUCAGGUUCAGGAGCCUUGUUAAGCAGUCUCGCUAGUUACCAGCAUCUUUGACUGUCUUCCUUACAUGCUUGUGUUCUUCAAACUUCAGUAGGCAUAAAGGUAGGAUACCUGUUCUCCCACACUGAAAAAAAUUACUGGCUUGAGUUUCUGAAGGAUUUCACAACCAGAAUCAGCAGGCUGUUGCAGGUUUUCUGGGCCGCAUGUCUGUGAUCUAGUGUUUUUUGCUCCUGACGUUUCGCCCGCAUCUGUGGCUGGCAACUUCAGAGGCAUGUCACGGUAAGGUCUGUUUGGAAACAUAGCUCGCCGGGACAUACCUCUGAACAUGCCACCCGUAGCUGCGGGCGAAACGUUGAAAGGAAAAACUACCAGACCACGACCACGCAGCCUGGAAAGCCCACCACAGCCAAAUUACUGGCUCACUUUGCAAAAUGCUGUCAGUAACAAAAACAGAGCAGGAAACUAUUUCCCUGCCUUGAAACUCUUCCAUGUACUCGGAACUUGACUAACUUCAGUGGUUUUUGACCUUCCUUAUAUACUUCCCUUUUUCCUUUUAUUGGGGUUUUUUUUUUAAUCAUGUACUGUGAGCCUGCUGAUUUUUUUCUUUUAGAUGUUUGUGACUGUAGUAUGUUUUAGAUGCGGUUAGAAAUAUUCAGGGAUGGUGGGAAAAGCUUUUGCCUGAGUAAUUCCUGUGUCUCGUGGUUCGGUGGAAGGCACAGGAUUGGGGCCAGAUGAGAAGCUAUAUAUAGUUCUUAGAAGACUGAGGUGUACACGCUACGGUUAAUUUUUUUUUUUUUUUACAUGUUGAGCCACACAAAUCCGUUGUAAUCAAAUCUGGCAUGUUUGGUUUAGUUUAAUAAAUUGGUGUUUUACAA